Molecule: messenger RNA, 1616 nt
Organism: Drosophila arizonae
Lineage: Eukaryota; Metazoa; Arthropoda; Insecta; Diptera; Drosophilidae
Gene: GNBP3
Product: Gram-negative bacteria binding protein 3
Biological process (GO): carbohydrate metabolic process
Molecular function (GO): hydrolase activity, hydrolyzing O-glycosyl compounds; carbohydrate binding
Source: RefSeq, a predicted model, not a curated record
ACCGGUUUAUGUUGUCAUUUCAAUUAGACAACUUUAUUGUGUAUAUACCCAGAACGAAUACCGGUUUUGUGAUAAGCGGCUCUAUUUAUAUAUAAGAUUGUUCCCAUCAGUGCGCAUUUGUGAUUCUUAGAACGGAGAUGUCGCACGGUCUACGCUGCGGGGGUUUCCUGCUAUUUUUAGCAUUGGCUAGCGGCUACACAGUGCCAAAAGCCAAAAUCGAAGUGUUUUAUCCCAAAGGAUUUGAGGUGUCCAUUCCACACGAGGAAGGGAUAACGCUGUUUGCCUUCCAUGGCAAGCUGAACGAGGAGAUGGAGGGUCUGGAGGCGGGCACCUGGGCACGUGACAUUGUCAAGAUGAAAAACGGACGUUGGACUUUCCGAGAUCGACAAGCUGUGCUAAAACCAGGCGAUGUUCUAUACUAUUGGACCUACGUUAUCUACAACGGCCUGGGUUAUCGCGAAGACGACGGCGCCUAUGUAGUCAGUGGUUACAAUGGCAGCACACCCGUUUCAUCGACUCCAGCAACCCGUGUGCCUAGCCCGGACUUUACUUUCCCAACUCCAGAUAUUGACAUCAGACUUGGCAACUGUGAGGCGCCCAAGACUCAAGCCAAUGGCGCUCCAGUUCGAUGUGCGAAUCAGCAAAUCUUCGCGGAUGACUUCAAUGGCGGCAAACUGGAUGCAUCCAAGUGGAAGCUGGAGCAUCGUUUCUCUGGUGCUCCAGACUACGAAUUCAACAUCUAUGUGAACGACGCACCUCAGACGUUGAGCCUGCAAAACGGACAUGUGCAGAUCCAGCCCGUCGCCACGAAGCGUUUCUUCAAGCGGAGAUUGGGGGAGAUGCUAGAUCUGGGAGGCGAAUGCACGGGCGAGAAGAACUCGGCAGAUUGUGUGCGAGAUCCAAGUAGGAGGCGCGACAAGCUGCCUCCACUGGUGAGUGCGCAAUUCUCCACCAAGGAGAGCUUCUCCUUCAAGUACGGACGAGUCGAGGUGAGAGCUAAGAUGCCCAGAUCGAAGUAUUUGGUGCCUCAGCUAUGGCUGCAGCCCAAGUACAAUGUCUAUGGCAAGGAGGACUAUCAGUCGGGGCAGGUGCGCAUCGGCUAUGCGCGUCAGGUGCCUGGCGGCCAACUAGAUCUAUAUGCUGGCAUCCUGCUCACUUCCAAGGAGCCGUUGCGUUCGGCCAAACUAUGCCAUAAGCUGGGCACUGGCGCUAGCAGCGAGGAUUGGAGCGAUAACUUCCACAAUUAUACGCUAGAGUGGACGCCACGUCAACUGAAGUGGUUCGUGGAUGGACGAGAAAUAUGUUCCCAGGGUAGUGAUUCGGGUGCGUUUAGUAGCACCAUCGCAGACGACCAAAGGCUUCCGAAUGUGGACGAGCUGGAGAAGGGCACAGGAAUUGCGCCAUUCGAUCAGGAGUUCUAUUUGACGUUUGGCCUCGGCGUAGCGGGCUUCAAUGAGUUCUUCUACGACAAAGAGAAGCCAUGGCGUGACCAGGACACCAUUGCCAUGACACAGUUUCUGAAUAGCAUCAAAGACCGACUGGAUCAGUGGUGUGAUGACGCUGAGCUGAAAAUAGAUUACGUCAAGAUUUUUUCUGUAUAAAAUGAUUAAAUUUUU